AAAGCUGACAAGAACCAUACACAUGAAUCCUUCACUACUGUUAGAGCAGACGACAUAAUAUUGAACUAUACCCUUGGUUCAAGUGCACCUUUAGAGAAUCCAAGUACAAGCGUAAAAGAUACACUAAACUCCUUAAAUAACAGUUGUAUGAAUAUCGAAGGUCAUGUCAGAAACUUUGAAACACAUGAACUACCAGCAAUGUUAGAUAAGAAAGCAGAUAAAGAACAUACACAUAACUCCUUCUCAACUGUUGCUAUAGAAAGUAUUGAAGGAACGGUUGGCGGAACUGGUGGGGAUGCAUUAUAUUAUAAACCUCCUAACUUUCCACAAGGUUUAACAUCGAAUGAAAACAUAACAACGAAGAAAGAAAUUAGCUGUAAAAAUGUUUAUGUCAUGGAUGAUGAAAAUAAUGUUAAAUUCACUGCUCAAGAUUUAUAUGAUAAGAAAGUUGACAAAACAGAGCUUCAAACAUUAAAGACUGAAAUACUUCAAACAUUAUAUCCUAUAGGCUCUAUUUAUACAUCAAUGAACUCAACAAAUCCAGCAACAGUUCUGGGUUUUGGUUCAUGGAAGCAGAUUGUAAACAAAUUCUUAUAUUGUACUACUAAUUCAAAACAAGCCGGUGGUUCAAAGAAAAUUAAAGAAGCAAACUUACCUCCGCACACUCAUACAGGAACGACAAACUUUUCUGGCGACCAUACCCACUCAUUAAGAGACCACCCAUUAUACAACUCAGACUAUGAAGCAGGCAAUGACGUUUUAUCUCCAUCUUAUAACAAUUCAGCAAAAAAGACUUUUCGACAAACUGAACCAGGAGGAAAUCAUGUCCAUACUUUCACAACAAAUCCAACAGGCUUGGGUAAAGAUUAUAUGCCACCAUUUGUGACUGUAUUUGCAUGGUACCGCGUUCAAUGA
This is a messenger RNA of Trichomonas vaginalis G3, 915 nucleotides long. RefSeq names its product phage tail repeat-like family. The record is from RefSeq and is a predicted model, not a curated record. The annotation marks the transcript as partial. The transcript has a single exon. Lineage: Eukaryota; Parabasalia; Trichomonadida; Trichomonadidae.